CCCCGCGGGCCGUUUGCGGAGAUUGUGCAUAAACCACAACCACCUUCCCGUUUCCCCCAAAGCUCCUAUCCAAGAGGCGAAUGGGAUUCGCUGAUCGUAACAUGCCGGCAGCGUUUUCGAAGGGGCUGAAUGUAGCCAUGGCAUACCGACGAGAAUUUUGGGAGUAGCUCAAGGUGACCAUGUGAAAAUCCACCGAAAGAUCGGCUGGGGGGGUUGGAAAGGAGGGGAGGAAAAAAGGAACUUUGUUGUCCAUACCGCAGAUCUCGGGAUGGUAUAAGACACGCACUUGUCCGGGGAUAACCCUGACCACCAGGGAGAUACUCACACCGCAUCACGACAUCCCACCACCACCACUAGUCCGCCACCAUGACAAGACUCUCCCCCGCCCUGAUGCUGCUCGCGGCAGCGGCCCCCUCCACACUCGCCGCGCCCUCCUUUCCCCUCCUCCCCCGCGCGCCAAACCCCCCCGCUGCCCUCCCCCAGCGCGCCACUGCCAACGACCUCCGCUGGCAACCGUCGAUGGACUUCGACACGGACGGCUGCUACAACGUGCCGGCCAUCGACGCGCAGGGCAACAUCGUGCAAGGGCUGCCGUACCAGUUCACGGGCCUGUCGAGCGACUGCCGGGACGCGUCGGACCUGGACAACAACAACGUGUACUCGCGGCAGCGGUGCAACAACGGGUGGUGCGUGUACCUGUACGGGUACUACUUCGAGAAGGACGUGGCGGUGCCCAACUUCCUCAGCACGGGGCACACGCACGACUGGGAGCACGUGGCCGUGUGGGUGAGCGACGCGUCCGGCCGCGCCGAGUACGUCGGCGCCUCCCAGCACGGCGGCUUCGAGAUCAAGGCCGCGGGCGACGUCCGCUGGGACGGCGAGCACCCCAAGAUCGUCUACCACAAGGACGGCGCCAGCACCCACGCCUUCCGCUUCGCCAACGCCGCCGACGACGGCAUCGAGAACCACAGGGGUGUGUGGUUCCGCGGCUCGCUCGUCUCCUACAACGGCUUCCCCUCGGGCGAGAUCAGGGACAAGCUGAUGGCGCACGACUUCGGCUCCGCCACGAUCGGCUUCAAGGAUUCGUCGUUUGCCGGCCACCUCGAAAAGGCGAAGCCGAGUCAGGUCACGUUUGACGUGAACCAGGACGUUGGGUCGCCGGGGAACCCGUGAGGGUUGGAUGAGCGGUUUUGUAAAUAGUCCUACAAUGUCAAUAUACUAUACCCAUUUACGGCAUCUGAUCUUUGAGCCAUCGCAAGACUGAAGACGUCGUUUCGGGUUGACGUGUUGAAGAGGUGAAUUUGUG
This is a messenger RNA of Chaetomium fimeti, 1306 nucleotides long. Its product is annotated as necrosis inducing protein-domain-containing protein. The transcript has a single exon. The record is from RefSeq and is a predicted model, not a curated record. NCBI's taxonomy places the organism in Eukaryota, Fungi, Ascomycota, Sordariomycetes, Sordariales, Chaetomiaceae. The coding region runs from base 367 to 1173 and encodes 268 amino acids.